UCACCGACCCGAAAUCCGACCGUUGCCUCCCCUCUUCGUUCUCGCACCGCCCCCAAAUCCCCCGAGGUCCAACUCCCACGGACGCCGAUACUUGGCAAGAGAGCGAACGCAACCGCCGCGGCGAGCUCAUCUCUUCUCUCUCUCUCUCUCCUCUCCUCGUCCGCGUCCUCCUUUCUGCUGCGUUGAGAUAGCCCGGGCUGGUUGAUUGAUUUCUCCUGCGCCGUCAAGCUUUCAAGGUACAAAAAGAAACCUUUCUGUUCGGUCAUGGCUUUCCCAACUCCAGCAGCUGUUUUGCUUAAUGAGAACCUGCAGAUACAUAAUGGCGAGAGGGCUGAUGCACCAAGGGCCAAACCACUGAAGCCAUCAGUGAAACCUGGGCUUCAGGAGCGGAAACCUGUUCAUGUGCGGAAGGCUCUUAGGGAUGUGACUAACAAACCUAAAGACACUGCUUUAAAGGACAGAUCCAUCCUGAAAGAGAGGCCCACCCUGAAAGAGAGGUCCAUCCUGAAAGAGAGGUCUGCUCUGCGCAGCCAUGAAGCGCUUAAGAACCCAGUGAAAAUAUGGGCUGAUGAAAAGACCAAAAAGUGUCAUGAAUGGGCUAAGAAUGGGGUGGAGGGCGCUCACUUUACAGGAAAUGAUUCUCAGAAGUUGGAUAAGGACGUGCAAGACAAAUGUGUCAAGAAGAAAGUGGCGAAAGUUAUGUCAGCGUUGCAUGGCUUGUCAGAUGUGGUAUUUGAUCCUGUGAUGUUUCCAGCUACGGAGGUUGCCAAGUUUUUUGAAGAAGUGAAAGGGCUGGAGCUGGAACCAGAGAUACUCCCAGACAUCACUAAGUGUCUCUCUAGCUCAGUUUACUUGCAUGUAAGUACAGGCGAUAAAGCAAAGCUGGCUGAAGACUCUUGUACUGAUGACGAGCUUGACCAGUACCCAUUUCUAUCUCUGGACAACAAUCCUGUCAAGUUUGAGCUCUCAGAUGAGCAAGCGAUCCUGGCGCUUGGAGACCACUGAGACUGAAAGCUCUGCUUCUGCUGUCUUUUGCAACUCUGCAUGCUCUGGAGCAGCCAGCCUAUGUAGUGUACAAUGUCUAGAAUGCUAGUAGAUCUGAUGUUCUUCCCCACACUUUUGAGUAGCGGAAGCGACAGCGCUUCCAGUUUGUCAAACGUGAUGAUCUCACAUAUAGCUCGGUAGUAUUUGUUUAAUUUUGA
Messenger RNA from Phragmites australis (common reed), 1202 nucleotides. RefSeq lists its product as uncharacterized. Lineage: Eukaryota; Viridiplantae; Streptophyta; Magnoliopsida; Poales; Poaceae. The record is from RefSeq and is a predicted model, not a curated record. Bases 265 to 1005 code for a protein of 246 amino acids. The transcript has 6 exons.